AUGGAGUUGCUUUGGCUCUUCAUCAUUCCAGCGAUUCCCGUCGCUCGCUCACAUUUGACUUCCAACCACUUCCCGGGCUACGGGUUCUCCUGGUACAGCCCUAACUGUGGUUUCUCUUGCUACAAUGCAGUCUCAUCGGCCAGCCUCUCGUGCCCCAAAACCGACUCUUCUGAUGGUCACUCCAUGGGUAUGGAUAUGGAUAUGGCUGCUGGAGCACCGACGCCAAGCUGCCAAGCACAGAAUCUACCAUUCUUAGAGACUAUAGCUUACUGUAUGAGCAAAAGAUGUAGCGCAGACGUUCCAGUCUGGAAAAGAGAAGAAUUCUGGGCGACUAAACUCAUUGCCGACCUUGUGCCGAAAUGGACUUACUCCGAGACGCUCAUAGAACUCGGAAAUUCGACGCCUACCAUGGUUUAUAAUGCAAGCUCGACCGAGGUCAUGACCAUGCCCAUGGUGAUUAGCGACGCCAGUUAUGAGACGCAAUUUAAGUUCAAUCGACUUUUUGACCACAUCGAAAUGCUGCAAGCUCGAUAUGUCAUUGUCAUUGUCGUCCUAGGCUUUGGCAUUCCGAUCUUAUGCACACUCAUUCGCAAGCUGCCGUUCGCGACUGGCCUACUCGACAAGCUCAAACCAUAUCUUGUGUACCCGUCUACGAUAGGCUCGUAUCAUGUUCGUCCGCUACCUUGGCUCAUCGGCAACGCACCGACUGUCGGGCAAGCUGCUUAUAUACUUUUUUUCUUUACCCUUAAUGUCAUUUUGAGCUCAGUGAACUAUGGUAGUUCGCAGCCGCAUCCAUGGGGCUUUUCGAAGAGAGAGGAGAUCCUCUCUUGUAUUGGCUAUCGCACUGGACAUAUAGGGUAUGGCCUUCUGCCCCUUGUCAUUCUGUUCUCAAGCCGCAACAACUUCUUGCUCUGGAUCACCAACUGGUCAUACGGCACGUACCUCUUGCUGCACCGCUGGAUCGCUCGCAUCUUCGCCGUCCAAGCCAUCGUACACAGCAUUACGCUAUUGUUGUGUUAUCAAGGAUCAGGAAGCUAUCCAGUCGAGUCCAUUAAGCCAUAUUGGUCGUGGGGUAUCGUCGCUACUGUAUUGACAUGUGCUAUGCUGGUCUUGAGCGUUCUCUAUUUCCGCCGCCUCGCCUAUGAGAUCUUCCUUAUCUUUCACAUAAUACUUGCUGUCUUCGUCAUCGUGGGCUGCUGGUACCAUGUCAUCCUAAGAUGGGGAUACAACUUCUACGACAACUGGCUCUAUGCUGCCAUCGCAGUGUGGUUCUUUGAUCGGGCUGUCCGCGUGUUACGCGUGUUCAAGAAUGGCAUGCAGUACGCCCAUGUCACCGAAGUGGGAGACAAAUACAUCCGUGUUGAUGUAUCUGGUGUCCGGUGGGCGGCGAAGCCAGGCUAUGUUGGCUACAUUGGGUUUCCAACUCUGCAUCCGCUGCGACCGUGGGAGAACCACCCUUUCUCCAUCAACUCGUCCGUAUUGUUUCGAAGCCACACGCAUGCUCCAGAACUAGCGUCUUCGGACGAUUGCAUAUCGGCGAGCAGUCACACCGAAGGAAAAUGUCCAAGCGAUAUAGCAUCGGUUACUCCCGUGACUCCUGUGACACGCAACGUCAAAGAUCUAGCAACUACGACAGGCUUGUCUUUUAUUAUCAAGAAGAGGACCGGCAUAACGAAAAAGUUGAACAAGAACGCUCAGCUACUUACAAUGCUGGAUGGACCAUAUCCACAUUCAGCCAGCACUGAGGCCCUGGAGGCUGAUCAUUUGUUGUUGCUCGGAGGUGGUAUCGGUAUCACCGGUCUGCUGGGUUGGCUCUCCGUCCAUCCAAACGUCAAGUUGGCGUGGAGUGUCAAAGCGUCAGAUCAAGCUUUAGUUGAUGAGAUGAGGACGGCUAUCGGAAACGUCGCUGACAAGCAGAUUUUUGUCGGACAACGCUUCGCUAUCAAGGGCUUGCUUCAGAAGGAGAUCGAUGUUGGCUACAAGAAAGUGGGUGUUAUCGUGUGCGGUCCUGCAGAGAUGUGCGACGAGGCUCGAGCUUUAGUGGCCGGCCUGGGGAGAGGCAAGAAGACUGUAUUUAAUUUGCAUGUAGAUGCGUUUUCAUGGUAG
Alternaria burnsii is the source of this 2106-nucleotide messenger RNA. Its product is annotated as ferredoxin reductase-c-terminal nadp-linked. The coding region runs from base 1 to 2106 and encodes 701 amino acids. Gene Ontology annotation, molecular function: ferric-chelate reductase activity. Gene Ontology annotation, cellular component: plasma membrane. The transcript is spliced from 2 exons. The record is from RefSeq and is a predicted model, not a curated record. NCBI's taxonomy places the organism in Eukaryota, Fungi, Ascomycota, Dothideomycetes, Pleosporales, Pleosporaceae. Gene Ontology annotation, biological process: iron ion transport; intracellular iron ion homeostasis; copper ion import.